UCUCGCGGGUGCCCUUGUGCAGAGAGCGGCGGAGCGGGUAUCUGAAUCCCGCAGGCUGCACAACGACCUGCUAUCCGGUAACGCGCGCGCGGUCCCCUUACCGCGGAGCGCGGCGCCUCCGGGACGCUCGAAUGCCUGCUCGGGGCCCGGCUUAUCGCGGGCAUCUGCGAGCCUCCUGCCAACGGGCCUGGCCGUGCCCACCCUGGCCCAUUUCUGGGCGGGGGACCGGAUUUUUUCCCAAGUACACUCGGCUUGCGACUUAGUGGUGCCUCUGCUACGUGGGAUUUCAUUUUGGACCCAGGAGUUUCAGGACCGAGGCCAGCUCCGCCAAGAGGGAAAUGUUAAAAUCCACACCCCAUCAAGCCAAAGGGCGGACCCAGGACAGAGAUCCAGAAAUGGCAGGUGAAAAACAAAUAAAAUAACUGGACGCAUUGCCACACUUUUCCCUCCAGCUGGGAACGCCGGUGAAAGAUCACAGACGGUAACUACCCCGAGUGGAUUCUCUAAAGCCAGCUGGGCAACGUGCUUCUUUCUACGCUCACAGCGCAGGUGGUUCGUGGGCUCUCGGUCACUGCAUGUAAAUCUCCCCCAUGAGAGGUGACCUGGUCACCCGCCUGACCGCGCCCACGCUCGCGGGGAUCCCGGCCACCGGAGCCCUCCGAGGAGGCAGAUGGCAAGAGGCCUGGAGGCUGGCUCCGUUACCCCCUGCUAGAUCAAGUGGCUGCAGCGCCGGCGGCUGGAGGGCGCCCGCAGAGAGAAAUCGAGCACCAUGUUCAGAAAGAUCCACUCCAUCUUCCAGGAGCGGAAGGCCGCGGCGGAGGAGAGCCUUUACUACGGGGGCGCCAGCCCGGCCGUCAGGCUCCUUCGCAGCAGCUCGGUGUACGUGGUUGGGGACCACGGGGAGAAAUUCAGCGAGUCCCUAAAGAAAUACAAGAGCACCAGCAGCAUGGACACCAGCCUGUACCUCCUGCAGCGGGAAGAGGACCGCGCGUGGGUGCAUUCGCGCACCCAGGACUGCCUGCAGUACCUGCAGGAGCUGCUGGCCCUGCGCAAAAAAUAUCUCAGCAGCCUCAGUGACCUGAAGCCCAGCCGCGACCCGGGGAUUUCCUCGACGUCCUCCAAAUCCUCCAAGGGAGGGAAAAAGGCCCUGGUCCGGGCAACCCCGAAAGAAAUAAAGCAGAAAGCCACCACCAGGAAAUACCUGCAGUUCAGUGCGGAUGUGGCAGAGGCCAUGGCGUUCUUUGACUCCAUCAUUGCGGAGCUGGAUACAGAGAAAUGGCCCCAGGCUGCUGAGACGGACCCACAGAAUGAGGACGUGGACUUCGAUGUGGCCACCAGCUCGCGGGAGCACAGCCUGCACUCCAACUGGGUCCUGCGGGCACCAAGGAGACACUCGGAGGCCACCGCUGAGCACGCCAUGCACUCACUCCACGGCCCGUUCCCAAGGGGCACGGAGUGGAGGACCGUCGGCCUGCAGAGAAGACUCGAGAGGCACCCCAUUUACUUGCCCAAGGCUGUGGAAGGGGCACUCAGCACCUUGAAGUUUAAGCCCAAAGCCUGCAAAAAAGAGCUGGGGAGCUCCAGACAGAUCCUCUUCAACUUCUCUGGAGAAGACAUGGAAUGGGAUGCCGAGCUCUUUGCCCCGGAGCCCCUGGAGUCCCCCGGGGAGGAGUACUACGAGACUGAGAACCCCAAAGGGCAGUGGCUGCUUCGAGAAAGACUCUGGGAGCGGACUGUGCCCUGACUCCUUUCAGGUCCCUCGGUCUUUCUCAGCCCGACCCAGAGAAGGUGACAGCUUUCAGCGUUAGAUAAGGAGAUCAGAGCCAAGAAAAGCCCUUCAAUGCACUGGUGCCCAAUUAGUGCCAAACAGACCUGCGGCCUCCCAGGGGUUUGCCUCAGGAUACUUCUGGAGCCUUGGUGUCCUGGUAGGGGCAGGCUAAUGGGUCAUGACAGCCAGGCUGGACUUUGAUAACAGAAGGAGCAGAAGGUAGUGGAGCUGGGGAGCCCCUGCUUGUUCCUGUCUGCUCCCCUGGUCUGUCCCUGGGGGCCUGGUUCUCCUGUGUGUCUGUCCAUCAUGCUCAGUGUGCAAAAAGAGCGCACCUAUGCAUCUCUGGGCCAAAGUUUUGAAAGAGGCAGUUUUUCUUUCCACGGGGCCCCAAAACACAGUGGGUGUGGACUGAGGUGGCCUUCUCUUUUUGCAGAACAUAGUUGGAGAGGCAGCUCCGUUGGCCCUAACCCUUUACACAGUUUUUCCUUCUCCUGGGUUAGGCUGAAGGUGCAACCAGGGCCUUGGCAGUGGGUGGAGGAGGGGGUGCAGCAGAGCCCACCCCCAGCCCACUUCCCACAGGGAAUUGGCUGGGCAAGAGGGAGACGGAGUCAUUAGUUUUCUCACUAAUUCUUCCCCAGACAGUCUGUGCUUCUCCCCUCCCCAAAUUAAGUGGGGAACCAAAUCACCAAGUUCUUUUGUUCUACAAAGAAUUUCUGGUUUUCAGGAACUAUCUGAAUCAUAAUUACAUUUCUCACAUAUAUUCUUUGCAUUUUAACAUACUUUUUUUUGCAUAUAGUUGUGCCCACUUGAGUUUGAGAACCAGUGGUUUGGAGAAUACAUUAUGGCCUGUCCAUUCUUGCGGUCGCAGUUGACUUGUCUGGGGGAGGGUGGCGGCCGGUUGCUAAAUCCUAGGCUCCCAGGAUUGCUCCGAGGGUACCGGCGGCGGGGGCUCUUUCCCGGAGGCGAGGGCGAGGCGGGGGA
Molecule: messenger RNA, 2749 nt
Organism: Choloepus didactylus (southern two-toed sloth)
Lineage: Eukaryota; Metazoa; Chordata; Mammalia; Pilosa; Megalonychidae
Gene: C12H13orf42
Product: chromosome 12 C13orf42 homolog
Exons: 4
Coding region: 770-1744 (324 amino acids)
Source: RefSeq, a predicted model, not a curated record